GCUACACUUUAUCAGUUCACUCGGUUUUCAUAAUACGUCUAUUUAACACAGCUUAAUCAGUUAAUCUGACUUUGUCCACCUAUUACUACCAAGCGUGCAAAUGCGCAUGAUUCUCGAGUUCUGAAGUGUAAACUCUGAGAGCAAUGCCUAUGUAUUGUAUAUAAAAAAGAUAUAAAUUUUACUUUGCCAUACACAAGCUUGCCGUUUUGCAAACAUGUCUGCCAGUUGAUUGAAUUUUAAUUAUUUUCUAGGAUAUUCACCAUGUAUAUCUCAGUGUUCGUUACCUUGGUCGUGUGGUCUUCACUCAGUUACAUGUGGUUGAGCGCAUCAGCUGAAUUGGAGGUAAGUUAUUUCACACUCAGUAACUUCUAGACGAAAGGCCUUCGCUCGAAACAUCGACAUUUUGCUUGUAUUUUUCAGGUAAUUGAAUCACUCUCCAUCCGUAGUUUUCUCAUGUUAUUCUAUACUGACUUGAACCCAGGCCAGACAAAAUAUUGGUACUCACAGUCACAAAUUACUCUUUUCAAAGACUUAUGCAUCUUAUAAAGCAUUGGCUAUGAUGCUUAUGAUAUAGCUGAAAUAUACACACGUAUUAUAUUGCAGUCAAUUAUACGUAGUGGAUAUACUUUUCUAGAAAGUCAGUCUUCGGGGUUAUGAUCCUGGAAAAUGUAAUAAAACGAAUCAUGGCAAGUUAAUCAUGGUGAAAAAUCGGGUGGACAAUGACAAACUUUUGGUUUGUGCUGAAGAAAAUAAAGUUUAUGUCUGGAAAGCAACUGAUGGUAAGGUGUCAUAUUGCAUUAAUGUCACGGCAAGCUGACACACUUAUCAAUACUGUUUAUUGCAUUUUUUUUUACCAUUAUAGCCUUGUUUCCAUGUUUGCUUGUUUUAGUAUGACAGGCGAACAUGAAGGUUAUAUCCUCAUGUUUCUUCGUGCAAGAAUAUGUUUCUCUUUGAUCUUGAGCCCAAUCAAAAACCUAUCCUUAACCCUAUUAAUUGUGCACGAAACAUGAGAAAAUAGCAACAUGAAAACGAAGCCAUUGGGGAAAGAGUGCAAUAAGGGACCGGUCAUAAAGUAACUGCUAUGGUGGGCUGGAGUAAUUUGGGAUGGGCCAUGGAAAGUUUUUCGGCAGUUUCGAUCGGCCGUCAAUAUUUUUGGUAUGUCCACGGUUGGGCCACCAUGUUAAUUAUAUAUUACACAAAGAUAUUAGUAAUAAAAGUAAACAAAACUAUCCAAAUUAUCAAAUGCAAAUGAUGCUAUUGAAGCCAGUACUUUGUUUUAUACAACAAGAAGAAGUUGUUCGAAUCACAGCAAAUACAACCAGCUGGAGAGCAGCUCAGUAUCGUAAUUGGUGAUGAAUGUGUUGGUCAAGCUUGAGCUUGGUGGAAUUACGUAUGUCAAUACAGUGCCGGUGUAUAUUUACAAUGUUCAUACCUGCAAGUUUUUUUUAUUAUAAAAUUGUAUUUUCCCAAUUUAGAUUGGGUAGGUGGGUCAUUAAAUAAAUUUGGUAAGAUUAGAUGGGCUUUGAAAUUUUUAUCUACAUCCUAAGAUGGGUCACCAAACUUAUUGGCAAAAUUUGUGAUUUACCUCCAGCCCACCCUAUGACCCUAGCAGUUACUUUAUGACCAGUCCCUAAAUAGUACACAGUCGUCUAUUCACAAACUAAUCAUGAUUUUGCGUACGAAUUUUUACAAGGUUCCAACCCAACAGGAGAGUAUUUCAAUCCUGCAUAUGACUGUUCAGAUGCUCUCAACAAAAUCUCUGGGGCAAAGGAUGGGUUUUAUUGGAUCAAAUUAUCUGGAAAUGUUCCAAAAAAGGUACUGCUAUAUAUCAGCCCUGCUUCCUGCAGUUUAUGAUCAUGAUAAAGUUUACGACUAUGCUCUACAACACUUUUUGUUCUAGGCGUAUUGUGACAUGAGCACUGACGGAGGAGGGUGGGUGUUGAUUGGUCGUAAAACAAACGCGGUCACGUGGACAGUACCAUCCAAUAACAAGACAGUUGAACCAUUUGGCAAACCUCAUUGGUCCAGCUCGCUUGGUGAUGCUCCAAUCGUCGAUUUCCGAGUUCAAGUGGCAACGCAAGAAGAUUUCAAUGCAACAAAAGCUCAUUGGUGA
Messenger RNA from Paramuricea clavata, 2113 nucleotides. Lineage: Eukaryota; Metazoa; Cnidaria; Anthozoa; Malacalcyonacea; Plexauridae. The record is from the annotation of a GenBank genome assembly.